This is a messenger RNA of Durio zibethinus, 3653 nucleotides long. RefSeq lists its product as uncharacterized. NCBI's taxonomy places the organism in Eukaryota, Viridiplantae, Streptophyta, Magnoliopsida, Malvales, Malvaceae. The record is from RefSeq and is a predicted model, not a curated record.
UCUAAAAGUAUUUACAUCCCGCUGCGGCCAGCUGUUCUUCCAAGCCCAUGUACAAGCUACGGUAGCUUUAACUAUCGCAAUCCGAAAGGGAAAAGAGAGCGCGGGAGAAAUGUCUACCCUAAUCGAGAUAGGUGAAGAAGAACGACAACCUCUUCUCCACAAUCCUCGUACCCAUGGAAACGAAGAAGAGAUAGUCGCUUCCUCAUCAUCCAUCGAACCAGAUGCUCUUAAACUUACUCUCAACGACUCUGGUCAACGGCUUCUAUCUCUCGACGUAUUCCGUGGCCUCACCGUCGCGUUGAUGAUUUUGGUUGAUGAUGCUGGAGGGGCUUUUCCAUCUAUCAAUCAUGCUCCAUGGUUCGGCCUGACUAUUGCCGAUUUUGUGAUGCCAUUUUUUCUUUUUGGUGUUGGGGUCUCUAUUAGCCUGGUCUUUAAGAAAACUUCGAGCAAACCUUUGGCUACAAAGAAAGUCAUAUUGAGGACCAUCAAGCUCUUUCUGCUGGGCUUGUUUCUGCAAGGUGGGUAUUUUCACGGGCGUAACAAUUUAACAUAUGGAGUAGAUAUGGUCACGGUACGAUGGCUAGGUGUACUACAGAGGAUAUCAAUUGGAUAUCUGCUAGCUUCAAUAUCAGAAAUCUGGCUUGUUAAAAAUGUCUUGGUUGACUCUCCAGCAGCAUUUGUUAGGAAAUACUUUGUUCAGUGGAUUGUUGCUACCCUACUAUUAUCAUUUUACAUGUGCUUGCUCUAUGGCCUUUAUGUUCCAAACUGGGAAUUUCAACCUCCAAGCCUGAACCUGUCCACGAAUGGAUCCCAUGCUCAAAUUGUACAGUGUGGAGUCAAGGGGAGUCUUGAACCUCCAUGCAAUGCAGUUGGCUAUAUCGAUCGGUAUUUUCUGGGUGAAGAACAUCUAUAUCGGCAUCCUGUGUACAGAAGAACAAAGGAAUGCAGUGUUAAUUCUCCUGACUAUGGGCCUCUGCCACCAGAUUCACCUGAAUGGUGUCUUGCUCCGUUUGAUCCUGAGGGCAUCUUAAGGAAUUUCUGCAGUUCAUUAAUGGCUGUCCUCACUUGUUUUGCUGGAUUGCAUUUUGGACAUAUACUUCUGCAUUGUAAGGGGCAGAUGCAUAGAGUGCUUGUGUGGUCUAUGUCUUCCUUUACGUUACUAAUUUCAGGAUUGGGUUUGGAAGUGCUAGGCAUUCCUUUCUCCAAACCACUGUACACGUUGAGCUAUAUGUGCAUCACUGCAGGAGCAUCUACCUUGAUCUUAACCAUUAUCUUUUACAUAGUAGAUGUCAAACAUUUUGGAAAACCUGUGGUGUUACUUCAGUGGAUGGGAAUGAAUGCUCUCAUAAUAUAUGCUUUGGCUGCUUGCGAUAUUUUUCCAGCAGCUGUUCAAGGUUUCUAUUGGGGUUCACCAGAAAAUAACUUGUUGUCAUCAAGCUUGACGCUGAAAAUAUGUAUAAGUUACUGGAUGAAAACACUGCUUGGACAUUGCAUGCUAUUUCUAAAGUUGAUAUUUCGAGUGUUGAUGGCAUGGAAUCAUUGUUACAGGCCAUGCUUCAUUCAAGCAAGUGGGGUACCCUCGCAUUUGUAUUGCUCGAGAUCUUAUUUUGGUGCCUUGUUGGCGGUUUUUUGCACAUGAAAGGCAUAUAUGUAAAACUCUAGGAAAAAAAAAUGAAAUAUAGAGUCAAAACGUCUGAUAUGUUUGUUACCCAUGUAUAUAUUUUGCUACACUUGUGCUAGGAUACAUUACUCUUGAACAUCAACUGCACUUUUAAAAAUUUCGAGCAUAAUUUUUUGUUUUGGCACUGUAAAAAUUUAUAGCAGCCUUUCCCUGAUCUGAUCAGGUGACGGAACUCUGACCUUCGAUUGGAUGUUUUUCUAAUCUGUAAAAUAAACAAAGGAUAGGACGAGCACGAACAUGGCGGGAACUACCCACAAUUGAAAGUUGGUCUCCAACCUUAUGGGAUUUUACAUAAAAUUUCUCUUGAAAAUGUCUAGCUAUAUGCUGCCAAGACUGAAGGUGCUUGUGCUGGGCUGUUGGAUUGUAGGAUUGGAACAUGAUUAUGUAGGAAGCCAUUUCAUCGCAAGCUUAAAAGGUGUUUCGAGGUAGAGACAACAAAAAUCUUUCAAUAAUAGCUCAUUCUUAUUUCUUUUCAAUAGGAAAAAAUGGGUGGGAAUCAUAAAGCAAAAGCUUUAUGCUUGCGGGCUGCGGCUUCUUACUAUUCAUGUUAGGCGACAAAAGUGUUAGUCCAAAAAGCAAGGAAGUUCACAUGGCUUAAGCUGAGGAACAUUAUUUCGUCUGAUAUUCACUGUAAUAGCAUUAACAAAGAUUUACCAAAGGUUGAUUUGCCGUACUAGAAUGACUGACUUCGGACCAAUCGUUGAAUUUUUGGGAUCCCUUGAUAUUACCUUUGUCAAUCAUUGGAUGAUAUGCAGCACUGGAUUUUUCCUUUCAACAUGCCUAGCAAAUAAUCAUUAAAUAUUUUCAAUGAAUGAUGAUUGGUUCAAGUGAUUAAAGGUUUUUCUACUAUGGUAUAUUUAUUUUCUUCCACUCAAAGACACUAAUAACUUCUUUGUUGGUAAAAGAGAUUUUCUCUCUCUUUCGGCAAAAAAAAUGUUUGCUUGAAGCAUUUCUUUUUCCCAGCCUCAGAUUCCAUCACCAUCAUCAGGGGUAAGCUCUCAAAAAGACAGAUGCGCUCUUUAGUCAUCUUUUCUUUUUACUAUACUCUAUAAAAAACCAGAUGCUUGCCCUAUUUCCAUGCAUCUUCCAGCUGCCUUUCUUUCCUCCCCAAAAACUCGUUCCCAUCAUUGAGAAAGGAAAAGCAUAAAAUGGCAACUGAGAAAGCCAAUGCUGAUCAGACCUUGGACACCCAGACUUACAGCACUGAAGAGAAUUCCACAGAGCGAUCAGCAUCUAGCCAUGAAUCAGCUAAGUUCCAAUUCAGUAAAGCACUUGCACAUAGAGCAGUUUAUGGCUCAAGCAGCAGCCGCGGCACAGGAAGCAGAAAGGUCAGAAGCAAUGAUGCUAGAUCAUUACCAAGCAGGCUAAGCAAGGUUUCAUUGGCUGAUGAUGAUUCUGAGAACUAGCUAGGUUAACAGAAUGUUUUAUGUUCCUUAUUAGAUCAUGUACUCCAGCUCUAAGUUAGAUGCAGAAGUUUCAUUCUGUCCCAUGAAAAUGCUGAUAAACUUGUGACAUUUUGAUUGUUUGUUUUAUGAAGCUAGAAGUAGGGUGCUGCAAUAUCUCAAAACCCAAUUCCUUGGUAAAAGCUAAUGCCUUAAUAGUUAAUUCUAGAUCCUGAAUCUGCAGCUAAAUUAAUGACAGAACUUGUAGAUCCAUACUCUCCGUGUCUUUAUCAGCAGAAGCUUAUUAAUUCUAAACUAAAGCUAAUUGAUUCAUGGUGUCAUUUCCUCUUUUCGGCAUUGCGAAAAAGAUUGGUAUAUGAAAAAGUUGAAACUUGCAGUAACAAAAACAUCCUUAUUAAUAUUACAAAGUAGCUACAAAUUUCUGCAGAAAGAGGAAGGAAAAAGUGGAAAAAUUAAGGCUUGACAGUCCCAAGAACAUCAUGUUUAAAUCACCCAAAAGAACUAUGGCAAUCUAGUCCACAUCAAAACUUCAACCAAACUUUAAGAGGGCAGCGGCGCCAAAUAUUGCA